This is a messenger RNA of Kwoniella shivajii, 2949 nucleotides long. RefSeq lists its product as uncharacterized. The transcript is spliced from 19 exons. The record is from RefSeq and is a predicted model, not a curated record. Bases 1 to 2949 code for a protein of 982 amino acids. NCBI's taxonomy places the organism in Eukaryota, Fungi, Basidiomycota, Tremellomycetes, Tremellales, Cryptococcaceae. Gene Ontology annotation, biological process: DNA topological change. Gene Ontology annotation, molecular function: DNA binding; DNA topoisomerase type I (single strand cut, ATP-independent) activity; zinc ion binding. Gene Ontology annotation, cellular component: nucleus.
AUGAAAGUGCUUUGUGUCGCUGAAAAGCCAAGUAUAGCAAAGAGUAUCACAGAGAUUUUAUCUGGAGGACAUUGGACACAUCGAAAUAGCCCUCAUAAAUAUAUCAGAAACUACGAUUUCGACUAUAACCUUCCACCUCCACUAGGUCAAGGAAGAGGAGCCGCAUUUACAGUAACAGCUGUUUUGGGCCAUCUCACAAGCUCAGAUUUUGACGAUGAUCAUAGAAAAUGGAGUUCUUGUGAUCCUUUCGCCUUAUUCGAUGCUCCUAUACUCACCUAUGUUAGCAAAGACCUGAAGAAAGUCGAACAAAAUCUACAGUCAGAAGCCAGACAUGCGAAUUUGUUGAUGAUUUGGACAGAUUGUGAUAGAGAAGGUGAACAUAUAGGUUCAGAGGUAGCUUCAGUAUGUCGAAGGGUCAAUCAAAAUCUGAUCGUGAAGAGAGCUAGAUUCAGUGCCAUUAUAGCUGCACAAAUCCAUCAAGCUGCUCGUCAAGCCAACGAUUUAGAUGUACGUCAAGCCGAUGCUGUAGAAGCUAGAAUUUCAUUAGAUUUAAGAAUAGGUGCAGCGUUCACUAGAUUGAUGACAAUGAGUCUGCAAGUCAGAAUACCAGAAUUGGCAGAACAGGUCGUUAGUUAUGGUCCUUGUCAAUUCCCAACGCUGGGCUUCGUCGUCGAUCAAUACAACCGCGAACAAUCCUUCGUUCCAGAAACAUUCUGGUACAUAUACGUCUGUAUCGAAAGAACAGAUGAAGAAGGAGAAGUAAGAACGGUAGAAUUCAAAUGGAGGAGAAAUCAUCUUUUCGAUAUGGAUAUAGCUGCUGUUCUUUACGAGCAAUGUGCAAUGGAUCCAGAGGCAACAGUAGUAAAAGUGGAAACUAAACCUACAACCAAAUGGAAACCACUUCCCUUGACAACUGUGGAAUUGCAACAAUCCGGUUCGAGAUUACUUAGAAUGGCUCCUAAACGUGUCCUUGAUAUUGCCGAAAAGCUUUAUCAGAAAGGUAUUCUGAGUUAUCCUCGUACCGAGACCGAUCAAUAUGACCGAGCGUUUGACUUCAAUAGCUUGAUCCAAAAGCAGACAUUUGAUAAUCAGUGGGGCCAAUAUGCGCGGAAAUUGAUAGAUGGGGAUUAUCAACGGCCUAGGAAUGGCAAGAAGAAUGAUAAAGCACAUCCUCCGAUUCAUCCUACCGCUCACGCUGGAAACCUGGAAGCCGACGAGAGAAGAGUCUUCGAACUUGUCACAAGGAGGUUCUUAGCUUCAUGUUCUAAGAACGCAGAAGGAAAAACUACCACUGCGGAGAUAAAUAUUGCUGAUGAGAUCUUUCAUACAAGUGGUCUUGUCAUCACUCAACGAAAUUAUCUCGAAGUUUAUCCUUAUGACAAAUGGUCCGAUUCCGCUUUACCAGAUUUCCAAGAAGGAGAAUUAUUUACGCCGACCAUCAUCGAGCUGAAGGACGGUAGUACCUCAAGACCGAAUCUGCUUACUGAAGCAGAUCUCGUAGGAUUGAUGGACAAGAAUGGGAUUGGUACCGAUGCUACCAUCGCUGAACAUAUAUCAAAAAUCAUCGAAAGGCAAUAUGUAAACGAAAAGCAAGAACAAAAGACUAAAUAUCUCGUCCCUUCUCAACUUGGUGUAGGUUUGGUAGAAGGCUAUGAUAAGAUCGGCUUUGAUAGAUCCCUGAGCAAGCCUCAUUUACGUCGAGAGACUGAACACCGUAUGCAGCUAGUAUGCGACGGAGCCAAGGUCAAGCGAGAAAUCCUGGAUCAAACGAUUGAUGAGUACAAAGAGGUUUUUAUUAGAGCUAGACGAGAUUUCGAGGUUGUAAUUGAAAGUGUCAUUGAUUACCUGCAUGGAAGGGGGGAAGCUCAAGAGGCUUUGAGAGCAGCUGCGCAGAGUCGGAGAGGAAGAGGAGCUGUUAGAGGAGAUCGAGGUGGUAGAGGUGGCAGAGGAGCUGCACUACCUCGAGGGGCCAGAGGCAAUCAAGUUGAUGACGAUGAAGACGACGAUGAUGGGAAUGAAGGAGGGCCGCCAAGAGGAGGAGGCAGAACGAGGGCGACAAGAGGCAGAGGGACCUCAACCAGAGGAACAAGCUCGAGAGGAAGAGGAGCAAGAGGAGCUGGAGCCAUUGAAACCAGCAGAGGAGAUGUUGAAACGUCGAGGAAAAGAAACUUUGACCGUAACAGUUCAAACGACGGCCCACCUGAUGAUACUCCUAAAAGGUGUAAUUGCGAUCUGCCUGCCGUGUCUAGAAAAGUCCAAAAAGCCGAUUCUGCACAUGUUGGAAGACAGUUCUGGACUUGUCAAAAACCGCAAGGGGAGCAAUGUGGAUAUUUCGAAUGGGCGGAGGAAGGUACUUCAGCGUCGAUGACCACUGGGAACGCUCUGUCGCGGAGUCAGCCGCCCGCCAAGAAACAACGACCUUCGAGCCGAAACGAGGUUCGCGGUAAUGAUCAACAUAUUCGAUGCAAUUGCGAUUUGGAGGCGAAGUUUGGCUCAGUAAUGAAAGAUGGGCCAAAUAAAGGCAAACAAUUCUGGGCAUGUCCGAAUAAUCCUCGAGCAAGCUGUGGGUUUUUCGAGUGGGCAGACGAAAAUGGUGCAUCUGGUUCUGGUAGUGGAUAUGCCCCCGGCCUUUCUGGGGGCGGUGGCGCAGGGAGAUCCAGUGCAGGAGGAGGUAAUACAGGAGGAGAAUGCUUCAAGUGUGGUCAGAACGGACACUGGUCUAAGGAUUGUCCCAACGAGGGAUCAGGGAAUUAUGGAGGUGGGGGUCGAACAAUUAGUGGAGGAGGAGGAGCAGGUAGCACAGGUGAUUGCUUCAAAUGUGGCGGAAGUGGUCAUUGGUCAAACAAUUGUCCCAACGAUGGUGGUGGAUAUAGCAGUGGCGGUCGAGGUGGAGGUAGAGGCAGGGGUAGUUCAAAAUCAAGAGGUAGAGCUAAGGGCAGGGGAAGAUGA